This is a messenger RNA of Coffea eugenioides, 594 nucleotides long. Its product is annotated as dolichyl-diphosphooligosaccharide--protein glycosyltransferase subunit DAD1. Lineage: Eukaryota; Viridiplantae; Streptophyta; Magnoliopsida; Gentianales; Rubiaceae. Gene Ontology annotation, cellular component: membrane; oligosaccharyltransferase complex. The transcript is spliced from 5 exons. The coding region runs from base 66 to 416 and encodes 116 amino acids. The record is from RefSeq and is a predicted model, not a curated record. Gene Ontology annotation, biological process: protein N-linked glycosylation.
GUACUCUAACUUGACUAGACAUCUGGCAAGUCGACGGCUAAGAGAGAGCAAGAGUGGGUGAAGAAAUGGCGAGAUCGUCGACGGCGAAGGACGCUCAGGCUCUUAUCCAAUCUCUCCGAUCUGCUUAUGCCGCCACUCCGACCAAUCUCAAGAUCAUCGAUCUUUAUAUCAUUUUUGCCGUCUCCACUGCCCUAAUUCAGGUAGUGUACAUGGCUCUUGUUGGAUCAUUUCCCUUCAACUCAUUCCUCUCAGGAGUCCUUUCUUGUGUUGGAACUGCAGUUCUUGCUGUUUGCCUUCGCAUCCAAGUAAACAAAGAAAAUAAGGAAUUUAAGGAUUUACCACCAGAGCGUGCUUUUGCAGAUUUCGUUCUCUGUAACCUAGUACUUCAUUUGGUGAUCAUGAAUUUCCUUGGAUAAGCUGGUGCCGUGCCCUUUGACUAGAAGUGACGGCGCCUGUUACAAUUUUUGUUUGAUAUGUAAUGAGACUAUAAUGCCUAAUUACUGAACUGAGCAAGUAGGCAUAUGACAUUCUAACUCCUUAAUAUUUUCAUGAGUAAGUUCUUACUUGUUUUCCCAAUUAAAAGGUAUUUUUUGA